UCUUUGGGUUUCUGGGCCGCAGUAGUUUUCAUGGCCCUGCAAAUUAAAGUGGAAGCUUCAAGAUGCCGCUGAAUCAUCCAUCCUGCAAGAUCUACCUCAGCAUCGGUUGAGAAGCACCUAGUAAAAGCUCAGGCCUAGGUGACCGACCCUUUCUCAGUGCUUCCGCGAACUGUCACCCUGAUCUGACGGCCAGAGACGGGGCUCUGCCACCUGGCGCAAUGGCAUUCGCUGGGAAGUCAAGUGCGCCAGCCUCGCCACGGAGUGCCAAGAAGGGGGUGACCCAGCCAUACAUUGCGGUGCCCGUGGAAAAGCUCGAAAAGCAGAAGCUGAAGCUUAAGCGGCUCAAAGCGGAGACGAGCGAGCUUGAGACGCAACUAGAGGCGGCUCAGAAAGACGCGGAAGCGCUGCCGGCAGCUCAGGAGGCGUGCGCACGCGCGGAGAAGCAGGCUCAGCAACUGCAGGAAAAGCUCGCAGAAUCGCUGCGAGUGGCAGAGGAAAAGGCCGCGCAGCUCAAGAGAGUCGAACUAGAGCGGGAUGGACUGAAGCAGCGGCUAAAGGAAGCGAGGGAGCAGAUCCGAGCGGGGGAAGAAGCGCAAGCGGAGUUGCAGGAGGCGAACGAGGCGUGGGAGAAACGGCUAGAGGCAUCGGAGAAAGAGCUAGUAAGGGCUCGGCUCCGUGAGAAGGAGCUCGAGAGAACAGAGGAGGACAACGCGGCACGUGCCAAGCAGGUGCGGCUGCAGUGCUUCUAUUUGCUGGCGCGGUAUGCCCGGGGGGCGGCCGCCCGAGCGGAAGCGGAAGAGCGGGCGGAAGAAACGGAACGGCUAGCGACUAAGAAACAGGCGGAACUGCAACUAGACUAUGAAAGACGACUGGCGCUUGCUAAGGAGGAGUCCAACCGGGUCUGCUCCAGUCUCGAGGACGAGCUCUCUU
Molecule: messenger RNA, 930 nt
Organism: Klebsormidium nitens
Lineage: Eukaryota; Viridiplantae; Streptophyta; Klebsormidiophyceae; Klebsormidiales; Klebsormidiaceae
Source: the annotation of a GenBank genome assembly